Molecule: messenger RNA, 1869 nt
Organism: Aspergillus nidulans FGSC A4
Lineage: Eukaryota; Fungi; Ascomycota; Eurotiomycetes; Eurotiales; Aspergillaceae
Product: bifunctional C97 family peptidase/thioredoxin family protein
Exons: 4
Coding region: 112-1869 (585 amino acids)
Biological process (GO): cell redox homeostasis
Molecular function (GO): peptidase activity
Source: RefSeq, a predicted model, not a curated record
GGUGCUUAUAAGGCGCACGUUUGGAUUUGCAUUCCCGGCUUUCUAGACUUUUCAGAUCUAUACUAUUUGCGCUGUUUUGGUUCUGUGUUACAGCGACCCGGCAUCCCCAAGAUGGAUAUAGAGUUGUAUGUCUAUGACCUGUCGCAGGGCCUGGCAAGAAUGUACUCGAUGGCCCUGACAGGGGUGCAGAUCGACGCCAUCUACCACACGUCCCUGGUCUUCAACAACACUGAGUACUACUUCGGCCAGGGCAUCCAGACAGCCCAGCCUAGUAGUACGCACCACGGCCAACCCAUGGAGAAGAUCCAUAUUGGGACGAGCGAGCUGCCCUUAGAAGUGGUGGAGGAGUAUCUGCAGUCGCUGAGCUCGAUCUAUACACCAGAGUCCUAUGAUCUCUUCCUGCACAACUGCAACAACUUUACUCAAGAUCUGGCUAUGUUCCUUGUUGGGAAGAGUAUUCCCGAGCAUAUUCGGAAUCUUCCGACGACGUUUUUGAGCACGCCCUUCGGGCAGAUGCUGAAGCCUCAGAUUGAGAGUGCCCUACGUGGUGUCACGCAGGCUCCAGGGCAAGGGUUGCCGGCGCCACGAUCAGGACCUGCUGGGUCGCACACUCAGGCUCAAGCCCAGUCCCAGGGCAAGGUCCGAGUGGUGGGCAGCUUGAAUGAGCUCGAGCAGCAUCUGUCCUCUGCUUCGAAGUCGUGUGCAGUCAUCUUUUUCACCUCGGCUACUUGUCCAUCAUGCAAGAUGAUGUAUCCGGUAUAUGAUGAGCUUGCGGCAGAAGCCGGCUCUAAGGCUGUUCUACUCAAAGUCGAUACCAGUAUGGCCCAUGAUGUCGCCGUGCGGUACGGCGUUCACGCAACGCCAACAUUCAUGACUUUCCUGCGUGGCGAGAAACUUGAUACAUGGGCCGGUGCCGACGCAGGAAAACUUCGUGGGAACGUUCGUCUUCUCUUAGAGAUGGCUUAUCCAACGCACCCACACCGCGAGCUUCGCCUUCCGAGCUUCCAGCGCACCAUCACCAACUACGUCACGUACAACAAGACGCCUCCUUUGGAGAAACUUAUGCAGAAACUCAAACCGCAUGACCAAGACCCGACCCUCCUCGCCAUAAUCGACUUCAUCAAACAUCGUACUACGUCCAGCUCAGCAGAUACCCCGUUACCAUCAGACCUCCCUACCUUCGCAACCUAUCUCGCUCAAACUUUUCACUCCACCCCGCAAGAGAACCGCUUCGCCCUCGUUGACCUCGUUCGCGUCCUCUUUGUCGACCCCCGUGUCGCCGCAUAUUUCGGCGAAGACACAAGCCACACCCUCCUCCUCACCUUCUUCUCCACCUCAGAGGACGAAGCGACAUCUUACAGCCUCCGCAUCGUCACCCUCCAACUCGCCUGUAACCUCUUUAAAACACCGGUUUACACAAAUCAUCUCUCUUCGCCAUCGAAUCCCCUCCGCCCAGCCCUCCUUUCACUUGUCACAUCAAGCCUCCUUAAUGCACAGUCCAAUCUCCGCGUCGUCGCCGCCAGUCUAGCCUAUAACCUCGCCGCACUGAAUCAUAACGCGCGAUUCGCCAAUACCGGCAGCGAACCUCUAACGGAAGAAGAACAAGUCGCGCUAACAGCGUCGGUCGCCGAAGCUCUGGCCCAGGAAUCGUCUAGCACCGAGGCCCUGCACGGCCUUCUCUUCUCACUGGGGCUGCUGAUCUACGAGGUGCCGAUGGAUGGCGCGGUAAUAGACCUUUGUCGGGCGCUUAACCUUAAGGAGGCUGUUGAGGGAAAGAAGGAACUGAUCACGAAUGGUGACCAGGGCAAGGAUAAGGGGGAUUCUUUGUUUAGAGAAGUUGGGCGGGAGUUGCUCGCGAAAGGGCUCUAG